This is a messenger RNA of Haemonchus placei, 399 nucleotides long. The record is from the annotation of a GenBank genome assembly. NCBI's taxonomy places the organism in Eukaryota, Metazoa, Nematoda, Chromadorea, Rhabditida, Trichostrongylidae.
AUGCAGAGCAACAGGAACUACAAGCAGCAACGAGACGAUCAUGUUGUGCUGAAUGGAGGUGGAGUUAAGAGGACAAUAGCCGAUUCCUUAGUGCAUUCAUUCACUCGGGAGUGCAGUAUGACUCCACUUGAAGUAAACUGUGAUGAUUGUUGUGAGGAAGACCUGUGCAAUGCUAAUUUCUCUGUGCAGUACUAUCAAGAAAUGAUGAGCAGGCAGUACACUUCGUGGUUCACUCCGUUGCCAGGCGAGCAGGAAAGGAAGAACCCGAAUCGUGCUUCAAAACAAUUGCGGUACAGGGUUCAACACGAAAGCGCUGAAGUGGAGUAUCGUGGAAUUUCAUGUGUUGUCAACGUAUGGAAUAGAAUUCCGGUGGAUCACAGCAUGAGAACAUUUGGUUAG